CUUGACACAAAUUAAUGGCGUCGUAUCGUUGUCCGGUCCUUGCUUGAUAUCGACAAAUGAAAAUGUGCACAUGAGUGCCGCAGCGGCAGUCGCCUGACUAGCUAGUCAGUCACCUCUCUUUAAGUAGCGAAUCAGUCGGUCAGGCCACACCACCCACACACAGCCACACAAACACUCAGCCCAUUCGCAGACACUAUUCACAUAGAGGAGCGAACACACCACACACCAGGCAGGCUCCCACCCACCACGGCUAGAUGCCACACGCGCCAUGAAACUAUUCACCAAUCACGAGACUAACCCAACAUGCAAGAAACGGUCACACACACGAAAUGAGGGCAUCAGUGAAGACAGACAGACAGACAGACUCACAGUGACAGAGAGAGACGCUACUAGCGUCUUUGUGUGGAUGGUUCUCUCUUUGUACACAGACAGCCACAGGAACACACGAACACUCACAUGAACUUUCCAACAGCACAACAGUCAGUCACUCACACACCGAUGGGGGACAGAGCAGUGCCCCAGGGGUCAAUGUGUCUACUCACGAUGUAGGCCGCAGUGGCCACCGCUGCAGCCACGGGAGACGCAGCAGACGGGCUUGGAGUUGAUCCACUGCAGGUCUCCCCUGUUGCAGUGGUACAUGACGGGAGCGUGGUCGCACCUGAUGCACGUCUCCUCCGCUGGCCCGACACCCAACACCGGCGGCAGCUCGGCGCCGCGCUUGAACUCAAAGCCAUCCGGACACGAGUGACUGAUCGACACACACACACACACACGUGGGGACGGUGGAUGGACAGGUGAGCCGUGCUGCGUUGCUUACAGUCUCUCUGCGUAGUGCUUGAGGACGCACUUGGCGUCACAUAUUUUGAAGCCGAGAGGGCAUGUGAAGUCCACCGGGUGGCUGUGGAACAUCUUGCACUGCUGGGUGUCCUCGUCCAUUGUGCCGUCAGGGCAAUAGGGCUUGACCGGGCAAUACACGAUCCUCCCAGAGUACUCGCACUUGCUGAAGCACCUGCUGCCGUCCUCCGUCAGCCGAUAGCCCGGGGGGCAGGAAUUCGCGGGAGGGACCGUCACCGUCACCAGGCAUGUCUCGCUAAGAAGAGUCGCGUCCUGGUACUCGGCUCUGCAGUAUUUAAUGAGGUCAGCGUACUGGUUCUUGGCGCACAUAUCGCCCUCCACCGCGUAACCCUGACACACGCACACAGACAGACAGGCAGAGAGACCGAUGAGCCACAACGUCAACUCUUCUCUCUCUCUGUGUGUGUGUGUGUAUACCUGAUCAGCGCAGUAGUAGUGUGGCACGUGGCGAAACGGCUUGAGGCACUUGUUCGCCGCCUGGUCAUACAUAAAGCCGGGGGGGCAGUGAGGGUGAGCCUCCUCGCGAAUCCGACACUGGUUCGCAGCUGCGAGGGGCACACAAGCCGCCAGAAGAGCCAGACAACACGCGACCGCACCACACUUCAUCAUCAUCACCAUCUGGUCGUUAGAGGACAGAAACAAGGGGACAGAAAGAUCUGAGCUGCGUGUACGAAGGGAAAGAUCUACGUAAGGCAAAGAUCUGCGGUUUGUAGGAAG
Vitrella brassicaformis is the source of this 1572-nucleotide messenger RNA. NCBI's taxonomy places the organism in Eukaryota, Vitrellaceae. The record is from the annotation of a GenBank genome assembly.